CAUGACAUUGUUUCAGAAACUGGCCAGGAAAUGCUUUUAAUGAAGCAAUUUUUCUUACUCAGACUGUUAAUGCAGCACCAAGACAAAUGGCCGUAUUCCAUAUAGAAGAAAUAGAGGACAUAUCCUGUAUUAUGGAUUAGCAACGAAGUGUUAUGACUCUUUUCAGCAAAUAAGUUUUUAACUCAUUAUACAGAGGAAUAUAACGUUUUACGCAACGGUGACAGUGUUGGGAAUUAAACAAUCGACUUCGUCAAGGCGCCAUAGGAUUGUGUAACAUGAUAGCAGAGCAGGAUCGUGGUUUGCUAGCCACCUAAUCCAGGACAACAGUGUUGACGAUGAACCACUUUCUGAAUUUGUUCACACUAUUUUCCUCCCUUCAUGGACCAGCUUCUCCCCCCGGUCACAGUGUGCCAGGAGUACGACACGUCAAUCCUGUGCCUAUGGCUCCAUCAUUUCCUCUUGGUAUACCUUUCAGUGAUAUUGAAAACAUUCUAGACAGAGGAAGAGGCAGUCUUUCGAUUCCACAUUCUAUCCAGAGCCAUUUCUUUGAACAACCACUUCCAUUUCAUCUGUUUUCAAAUCCACAGCCACCGCCGGUUACUCCUGUCCCUGUUACAGAAAUCAUUAACAUUUUGAACAGAAUGAGAGCAGGUAGUGAUCGUUCUAGACUUAAACCUGAAACGUCGAAUAUUCAUCCAGAACAUCGCAAUCCACAUCAAAAUAUUAACUCUCAUCAAAGUUCCCACUCGCCCAGCACUCACUCAGAACGUGCCACUUCUCAUCUUCAUCGUAGUGUUGAAUCUCCAAUUAUUCAUCGAGGACAAAGCAAUUUUCAUCAGGAUCUGAAAUCGUCUACUAUUCGAAAAGGGCAGGAACAUCUUCAGAAAGCUGGAAUUGUGCACAGUCAACACCAUUCUGGAAAUCCUCGACAGAUUUCUAAAGAGCACAGUUUAGAAAUAGAAUCUAUGGAUAACACAGAAAAGCAAGCACGGACUUUUUUCAAAAAUCAAAUUCAACCAACUGCUGACCAUGGAAGUAGAGCUUUAAUAGAACGUUUUAAGGAUCCUAUAGGAUUUCGUGCGUUAUUAGAAGACUUUGAGAUACAGCCUUUAAUUCCCGAAGUAAUUCAAAGUUUUCGUGGUAACUUUAUAAACAUUUCAAGAAAAAUUGAUACCAGUGAUGAUCUUAAAGCAGCCGAUACCGAUGAAAUUGAUGAUAUUACUUAUUUGAACAACGCUUCAGUGGAGUGUGAUAAGCCCUGUUCUAAUUAUGUCCAUUGCCCUUUUGGUUUUCUACAGGGGGUCUGUCCAAGGUGUGAGUGUGCCCCGGAUCCUUGUACAGACAACCCUUGCUCCUUAACUGAAAAAUGUGUCCGUGUACCCUCAGAAGAAUGUACCGAUAAAAACAUAACCAAGUGUCCACAAUUAAAUGUUUGUGAAGCUCUAGUGGAGUGUGAUAAACCCUGUUCUAAUUCUGUCCAUUGUCCAUUUGGUUUCCUACAAGGCACCUGUCCGAGAUGCGAUUGUGCACCGGAUCCUUGUGCAAACAAUCCUUGUAACUCAACAGAACAGUGUUUUAGUGUCCCCAAUGAAGAUUGUCCAGACAAAAACAGGUCCACGUGUCCCCAGUUUUAUGUCUGUAAAGACAUUGGUUGUGAUUGCCCAGUGGAUUGGGAACCGGUUUGUGGUACUGAUGCUGAUAUGUUUACAAGAACAUACAUUAACAACUGUACACUGAACUGUCACUCGGGAGUAAUAAAGGUAUAUGAUGGUGAAUGUUGGCCUUCAAGCAUUCCAAGAUUUUACUUCAACCCGAAUAAUGCUGACGAUGAUUAUAAGCAAAAUAAAACCCUAAUUGCUGAUAUAUCAGAUCCUGACAAUGUUAUUUUUGAAAUAGUGAAUGAGACAGACAUAAUAAGACCUGAAGCGUUAGAUACUUCAGAAGAAAUAGACGACGACAACGAGACGACAACUUUAGCAGAACUACCAACGAUGAAGGAUUCCGUAAUCACUUACACAACAGCAAUCCCAAUAGUUAGUUCAACUGAAGGUUAUACAACAAUGUCUGACGACUUAAAAAGUGACACGCAAACAAAUACAACUGAAAAACCUAAUAUAGACGAUCUAGAGACCACAACAAAACAUAAUGAUAUAGUGACCAAACCAAUCAUUCAGAAUUUUGAAACCGUCCUUAGUUUGCCAAGUAUACAUCAUUUGGGAUUAAAGCAUAGCAAACCACUUAAUACCUCGAAGGUUAAAGAAAUCAAUAAGUAUAAAGGGAAAGUUGAUUUUCAAGAGAAUAACAUUCCGAGAAUUCCAAUUCAAUUGCUACAACAUGCACUGUUUUCACGUUUUAUGCAAAAUCCAGAAAAAAUGACCUUAGGGAAACUAAUCAAAGAUGAGGAUCAACUGAUCUUGGAACCAAAUGAAUCUUUGAAAGCGAAGACAACUCUACAAUCUUAUUCUAAUUCCGCAAGAAAGCCACAAAAACCAAGAAAGAGUAGUUCACAUGUUAGAAAAAGUAAUGAACAGUAUUCAAACAAGGAAAAAAGCAAUCCAGUCAUUCCAAAUCCAUUUGAAAGACUUAAAAAGAAAUACAAGAUGCGACCACAUUCAAAACUAACAGGAAAACCAGAAAAAAUAACUGAAGGUAGUUCAUACAAAGAAAACAAGGCUAGUCCGAUGUCUAAAAAGACGAAGACUGUUUCAAGACCUGGUGAAAAAUUGAAAAAGACAGCAGUUGAUCCCGUGGAAGAUCUCAUGUUUGAAUCUGAUGAUGACUUCACAGGGCAAGAUCUGCCCAAGUUGUAUGAUAUCUUGAAUGAAUAUCGUUUUGGUAAAUGACAUUAUAAUGACUUUUUUAAAUGGAAGUUGUGAUGAAACCUAAUCUAUAAAGUUUUGAAUGUUUACAAAGGAUUUCGGACCUUUUUGUGAUUUUUUUUUUACAAGAAGAACGAAUGUCCUACAUACCUCUGUAUCCGAUAUAGUGAACUUUCAAAUAAGUAAAUACUUAUAGGAAUUAAGUCUUCGACAGCUGGAAGUGACUUUAUUAUCGGAUGGACAAGUAGUAAUCUAUUUGCUUUGAAGACACUUUUUCAACUGUUCUUUCCAGCAAAGAAAGGUUCAUCAAAUCGUCAUCUCAAGGAGCUAGUUACCAAAGCCUCAUGAAUUGUUACUCGCCAUUUUUAUUUUUAUUAUAUGUAUUCGUAAAAAUCAAGCAUAAUAUAACUUUACUGUUUUGUUUGUAUAUUCAUCACAUUUUCAUUCAUAUACAGAAGAUGUUAGACAUUUUACGGUUGUAUCGGAUUUUUGUUUUCCUGCAAAACAAAGAAAUUUAUAUAUCAUAGCAAUAAAUCUUUCUGAUUUUAACAUUCUAUAUCUCUUAAAUUGCAAAAAGGUGUUGUUUUUAUUUUUGCAUUUAUUCAUUUAAGAACAUUUAAUUUUUAUAAUUUUGUAAAACUGCUAUAGUUACUUACCUAAUGGCCUUGAAAGUAACACUUGCUCUAACUUUUUCAAUUAAUCAUUUUGCUUUUUGUAUGUCGUUUGUGGCAGGACCUUUUUUUAAAGACUAUCUUAUCGACCAUAUGACCUUCAUUUUUGACCAUACAAUUAUUAAUGACAUAGUGGCCUUGACUUCGAUAUUUGCGUACAUAAUAUCAGAUAUAAAUCCGCCUCUAUGAAUCCUAAUUAUAUGCCUUGAUAUUUAAAAAGUGCUUUAUUUUUAAAAGAUCUUCUGAAUAAUCUUUGUUUUAUAUUUUGGAUGUAAUUAUUCUUUAAUCCAUACUACCUGUAUUCCAGCAACCGUGCAAUUUUAUGCUUAAUUUUUUAAUUUUUUGUUUGAACAACUUUAGAGCUAAAGGACAAUUUAGAUUUCUGAUCUUGAAGUUUACUUCGGUUAAAGUUUUAGUCCAGUUUCGGUACAAAUUCCUCGGGCUACUACAAUACAGCAUUUAUCAAAUCUGAAAUAGCGCAGGUGACAUGUUUUAAUUUGGGCCACUAAGUUUUUAUUUAAACGCAGUGGGUUAUGAAAUCAUUAAAAAUAAUGACAUGAGUGUACUUAAGCGUACUAAGAAGUAUAUACACUGUAUUUUUUAUUUAUCCUUAAUAGGAACAUUUCAGUUGAUAUAUUUCUGUCUUGGUUACCAAGAUAACGAACGGUAAUCAUUCUCGAAAGUCCAAUUAAAAAAUACAUAUUAUAAGCGGAGCCAUAACAAACCUCUGAAAAUAUCAAAUUUUGGAUCAGUUGGCAUGGGUGAGCAUGUAUCCCCUGUCGACAGGUCACAAACGCCAUGUGCUCCUUUUCAAGAUCCAAGAUUUUCCUCUUACCCCCCCCCCCAAAAAAAAAUAAAGUAUAUUGACAUAUAUUGAUAUUGUACCUUUUUCAACCUUAACGAGGAAUCUGGGGAUUAAUUAUGUGAAUUGUUUGUAUGCAUAUAUCUGUUAGUGUAUCAACUUGGUAACGAUUAUAACAACAAAUUUAUCAUAAAAAUUCAAAAGAAUAAAGGAUGUUUUAUUAGAGAAAUAUUUUUAUAUAUUCUAGCAUCUAUUUGUCAUAUUCCUUACUCUUUUUCAAAUAUUUUGUUGAUGUUGACCAAUGUUGUGUCACUUUUUCGUUGUUUUAAUCUUUCCGUAAUUAAGUCAAAAUCCUUUAUAAUCAGUGUAGUAAGUAUAUAUGUAAUUUAUUUUUCAAUUGUUUGAGUGUUAUAUAAUGGAUUGUGAUAUCACCCUUAAUUUAUUGCUAAUAAGCAGUAUUGUAAUCUGAAUGCAUAACAUAAUUAAAGUGUUUCCAUAAUUAGCGUAUUUGUUUGUUACAAUACUGCUGUAAUUAUUAAUAUUGCUAACAUAUACUGUGCAAUGUCCUUCAUCUUCAUGCACAUUAAAGAUUUUUAUUGAAUAUUUAAAGAUUUACAAUAGAAUUCUUGUUCCCCUCUUUCGCAAAAGCGAGGGUAUAAUAAAUCUCAUUCGUCUGUCAGUCUGUGCGUCUAGCUGUCUGUCCGUCUGUCAGUCUGCCUGUCACAAAAACAUUAAAGUUCGAUCACCUUUUUAAAAAUUUUAACAUUACUUUUACCUUCGUCAUAACUUUUGAAUGAGAAAAGAUAAGGCUUUUAUAUUUCUAAUGUACAUUACUGAAAAGACCUUUCUAAACAUACUUUGAUUUUUUAUCCCUUGACCUUGACCCUGAAGUUUGACCCACUUUUCAAAAAUAUGAAUAUUGGUUAUGGCUUCUAAAUGAAAGAAGAUACAGCAUUCAUAUUUAAGAAGUACAUUACCUGUGACAAGAUGUUUUCAAAUAUGCUGAUAUUUGACUCUUUAACCUUGACCUUGAAGUGUGACCAAAUUUAAAAAAAGAAUUGCUGCUAUAUGUUGCAGGAGAAAAGAUGAGGUAUUCAUAUUUGACAUGUGCAUUACCUGUGACAAGGCAUUUUCAAAUGUACUAUGAUUUUUAAUCCCAUGACCUUGAAAUUUUGACCUAAUUUUAAAAAAAAUUAACAAUGUUGAUAACUUUUGAAUGAGAAAAUAUAAGGUAUUUAUAUUUGAAAUGUGCAUUACCUGUUUCAAGUACUUUCCGAAUGUACUCUGGUUUUUUACCUCUUGACCUUGACCUUUAAGCUUAACCUUAAAUCUUUUUUUUCUUUCUUUUUCUUUCUUUUUUUACAGUGGUAAUAGCUUUUGAAUGAGAGAAGAUAGGGUUUUCAUAUUUUACAUAUACAUUGUCUAUGACAAUACCUUACGGAAAGGUGAAUCAUUUUUAACUUGAUCUAGACAUUUGAAUGACACAAAAUUAAGACAGCUACAAUUUGCCAUAAAUAUUUGCAUCCCAACCACAUAGCUAUAGGCACAGAAAGUGGGGGACCACAAUUCUUUGGACUUUUCUUGUUAUGUUAUAAUAAAUGUGUUUUAUUACUGUCAACUGAUUUAUCGUACACAUUUGGUUUUGUCAUUGAAUUAUCUUCCUUGUUUCUUAGUAUUUUCAAAGUUUCAAUAAAAUUCAGAC
Messenger RNA from Saccostrea echinata, 5994 nucleotides. RefSeq lists its product as uncharacterized. NCBI's taxonomy places the organism in Eukaryota, Metazoa, Mollusca, Bivalvia, Ostreida, Ostreidae. Gene Ontology annotation, molecular function: protein binding. The record is from RefSeq and is a predicted model, not a curated record. The transcript has 8 exons. Bases 336 to 2843 code for a protein of 835 amino acids.